AUGGCACUACCCUUGGCAGGGCAAUACGCGUUGGUGACCGGCGCCAGCCGUGGCAUUGGAAGGGGCAUCGCACUGCAGCUGGCCCAAGCCGGCGCUACCGUAUACAUCACCGGGCGGGAGCCGGCAAAAGUGAUACGACCGUCGAAACGACGCUCCCUGCGCUUCAGCAGACUGCUCGAGCGUCGGGCUACGCAACAACUAUGUUUGUGCCGUGUACGCGGCGCGGAUGAUGGUCAAGCGGAAGACCGGUCUGAUCGUGAACAUUUCGUCGGCGGGCGGGCUGCAGUACGUCUUCAACGUGGCAUAUGGAGUCGGCAAGUGCGCGGUAGAUCGAAUGUCGCCCGACAUGGCCGUCGAGCUGAAGCCGUACAAGUGACCUGCGUUACCGUGUGGCCCGGUACGGUUAGGACCGAAAUGGCGCAACUGAUGCAGCAGCGGGACGAGAUUGCCACCGUGCUGAAAAUCGACAAAGCUCUGGCGGACAAGCAGGUGGCGACGGCCGAAUCGCCAGAAUUCUCCGGGCUCGGCAUCGUCGCCCUGGCCAGGGAUCAAAGCGCAAGUGAU
Molecule: messenger RNA, 564 nt
Organism: Mesorhabditis spiculigera
Lineage: Eukaryota; Metazoa; Nematoda; Chromadorea; Rhabditida; Rhabditidae
Source: the annotation of a GenBank genome assembly